Rotaria sp. Silwood2 is the source of this 2964-nucleotide messenger RNA. Lineage: Eukaryota; Metazoa; Rotifera; Eurotatoria; Philodinida; Philodinidae. The record is from the annotation of a GenBank genome assembly.
AUGCACGAGCAUGAUACCAUUACGUCAACUGCUGAUCGGAAUGCAACUCGUUUUCGUCUUAUCGAGCCAAUUAGUAGCAAUGAUGAGUUUGGUCCAUGGUCAUAUGAUCAUUGGCAUGGUUUGUUUGAUUUGGAACUGAAACCUCAUGGUGAUAAUGUUCAAUUUCCAGAACGAUGGUGUCUAGCUCAGGAUGUGAAGAUCCACUGUUGCAUUGAAACCUGCAAUUCAAAACAGAAAAAUUCGCUUCCAUCGCAUAUAGAUAGGCCACGUACGGCAACGCUCGAUGUAUUUGUUCACGAUGUCUGUAAGCGAGAGAAUAAUGGCCAAAGCGAAUCUUGGUUAAAAGGACUCAGACAAGAGGAUAUAUUCAGCUUUGAACAUUUAAACAAUUUAAAUCAAUCCGAAUGGGAUCGAAUUCAUGAGUUGUCUGUGAAUGCCAAACGAAUAUUGAAAGCGGCCGUCGACAGAGAACGAACCAGUAUUGCUGGUGAACGUCGUCGACGAGUAAUUGAUGAGCCCAAUGAUGACAACAAGGAACAGACGGACACAACUUUUGUAGAGGAUUCAUCAAUUACUGAUUCGGAACUAUUUGCCAAUCUGCAUUUGAUUAAACUAUUCAUAUGGCAUAAAUUGCGUGAUCAACCAGCUGUACAACGUCACGGUGCUUUGGCCAAACUUGAAAUGAAAUGUUUGAAUGUAGCGUUCGAGGAGAUGCGAUCUGAAGGUUUUGUUGAUGAUGGUCUAUUUCCGAAGAUAAGAGAAUUCUUUCUUCCACUUACUAUUUCUGAACAAGAAUUGCAUGUAAAACGAUCAUCAAAUCAAACUGCUCGAUUGACAAGAUGCAAACAAUUACGUAAACAAAUCGAGCUAUAUACGACCAAACUUGACGAACUGAACGAUGCUGAUCAGAAAUGCAACGAGGAAACUCUUCGAAUGGAACAACUGAUCAAAGAUCACGAAGACAAACAUUCUCAGGUAUUGACAACAUGGAAAUCGAAGAAAAACAAUAAAAAACAGCAAAAACAACUAGAAGCCCUUCAUCGGAUCUAUCAAGAUUGUCUUAAACGUCAGGACAAUUUCCUUAAACAACGUCAUAAACUGAAACAAGAGAAAGAAACGAUUCAAAAGACAAUCAAUGAAUGGCAGAAUAAAAUCGAAGGGACGAAAGAACGUUUACAAACGAUCGAAAUAGAAUUAAACACACCUCAUAAACCAGUGCAAAAACAACUUGUCAAACCACCUCGAGGUCUGAUUAUGUAUGGACCACCAGGUACUGGCAAAUCGGAUAUAUUGAGUAAAUUAGCGAAAAAAUUGGGUAUUAUUAUGGUGGGUCCACCUUUGGCAGCUGGUGAAUUGAAUCGUCCACUGGUUGGUGAAAGUGAACGGAUAUUAAUUGCACUUUGUUCACGUUGUUAUCAAGUUCCCUAUGCGAUGUGUUGUGUAUCCAUCGAUGAAAUUGAUUCGUUAGCACCUAAACGUGAUGAAGAUUCGAGCGAAGGCAAAGUGGAUAAGAUCUCUGUACUUUUAUCCUUGAUUGAAGGGAUUAAAGAUGUUCCCAAUUUAAUGAUCUUAAGUGCUACUAAUCGAUUACAUAUGAUGGACGAAGCAUUUUUACGUCGAAUGUCAGGAAAAUUUUUUGUUGGUCGACCAUCAUCAAAUGCACGUCGAAGCAUGCUUCAAACGAUACCUUAUUGGGCUCUCGAACCCGAACUACUCGAUCGACUCUCGACGGCUACAACAAACUUCAGUGGAGCUGCUGUCAAGGCAUUAACUGGAACAAUUACAGUCAAAUGUAUGACAAUGCAACGUGAUAAUUCGAAUUAUCAAAUUGGUGAAAUUGAAGCACUUAAAAUGGCCGAUCAUACAGCUCAGCAAUAUCAAAUAUUCAUUGGCAAUGAAACAUUACCUCGUUUAUUUUUACGCAAUAAACUUGCUGAUGCUCAUCAUCCUCAUACUUAUCAUUUGUCAUCCAAUUUCAGAUAUACAGGACGCAUUAUUGUUGAUCUACACAACAAACAUAUUCGUAUUGAAAUCACAAACAAUGAUCAACCAUCGAUCAUCGAACAUGAUUUGUAUCCAAAUGAAACCAAUGUUCAAACUUUACUUGAACGUUUAACUAAUUAUGGAAACAGUCGGAAUGUUCAAUUGCUUCAAUUAAUCGAUUUGAACUUACUUGCAUCACAAGGUGCUUAUGAUGAGAAAAAAGUCUAUGAAACAUUGAAAGAUCGUUAUGAUGAAUGUGUUUCAUAUUCACGUUCGAUGAUUGUCUACGAUUUAGAUACUUUGGUUGGUGUGAAUAAAUCAGAAUCGGAUUCCAAUAUGGGUCUAUCAAAUACAAAAUCGAUACAUAAUCAAAGCAUUUACAUAUAUGUACUUGCUCGAUUUCGUGAUCGAGCCAUGGAAAAUGUUCAAAAAGAUGAAACGGAUAAUGUUCAACGAUGGGCGGUAGUCGUGAUUCGUGAACCAUUUCUUUUACGUCAGUUCUGUGUAAAUACACAAUAUCCACGUACACGUCCAGAGGAAGAACAAGAUGAAUUGGAGCGAUGCAAAGCCGAAAAUAUUCUCAAAUGUGUCAAAUGUAAAGAUUUCUAUAUCGAAAAUGAGAAUAAAAUGGGCACUUGCAUUCAUCAUGAUGGUUUUGUAUUUGACACCGAAGCAGCCGAUUUGACAAUAUAUACACCAUCUGAAGUUGCGAAGAUCUUAAGAGAACUUGAGCGUAAGAUUAUCAAAUAUCCUAAUCGACGUGAAGAGCUCGAAAUGCAAACAAAAAAAUUUAAAUGGAUAUGUUGCGAUGAAACAUUUACAAAUGUACGUACAGGUGGUUGUAAACGUGGCAAGCAUGGAUUCUUUCCCAAUGGUGGCAACAAUCGACUCAAUCAGGCAAUAAUUGAAGAAUGGGAAGAUGCUUGUCGGAAUAAUGAAGAAUACUAUGAAAAAUGGAUAAUAUUAGCCAAAGAAUAUUAA